GGGUGCAUGCACGGCAAGCCUGAGGCCUGGCUGCCUGCUGCCUCACCUGCAAGGAGGGGCCUCCCAGAAACUCCCUUCCCCAGUGCCCAGCCGCCCUACCUUGCCAGACUUAGCUGACCAGCCAGCAAGGACGCCCACUGCCUCCCACCUGCCCUCCUGCCCUCCUUCGCCAUCCAAGCCCAGCCUGAGCCAGCACCUGCCUUUACAACCAUGUUCAAGGGAUUGAGCAAAGGCUCCCAGGGGAAGGGGUCCCCCAGGGGCUUCCCAGCCAAGGGGUCCCCCAAAGGCUCUCCCAGCAAGCAUAGCCGGCCUGCCACCCGGGAGCUGGCCCUGCUCAUCUGCCACAUGCAAGCCAGCACCGACCAGGUGGAGCGGGACAUCCUGGAGACGCAGAAGAGGCUGCAGCAGGACCAGCUGAACAAUGAGCAGUGCCAGGCCCUGCAGCACCAGCAGGAGAUAGGCCGCAGCCUGAAGGAGGCCGAGGUGCUGCUCAAGGACCUCUUCCUGGACGUGGACAAGGCCCGGCGGCUCAAGCACCCACAGACUGAGGAGAUUGAGAAGGACAUUGAGCAGCUGCACGAGCGGGUGACCCAGGAGUGUGCGGAGUACCGUGCCCUGUACGAGAAGAUGGUGCUGCCGCGACGUGGGACCCAGGAUCGACUGGGCACGCGUGCUGGAGCAGAAACAGAAGCAGGUCUGCGCAGGCCAGUACGGGCCCGGCAUGGCGGAGCUGGAGCAACAGAUCGCCGAGCUCAACAUCCUGCAGAAGGAGAUCGACGCCUAUGGACAGCAGCUGCGGAGCCUCGUGGGGCCGGAUGCAGCCACCAUCCGGAGCCAAUACCGAGACCUACUGAAGGCGGUGUCGUGGCGCGGGCAGAGCCUGGGCAGCCUGUGCACGCACUGCAGGGCUGCACGCGGCAGCUGAGCGCCCUGGCGGAGCAGCAGCGCCGCAUCCUGCAGCAGGACUGGAGCGACCUCAUGGCCGACCCUGCGGGCGUGCGGCGGGAAUACGAGCACUUCAAGCAGCACGAGCUGCUGAGCCAGGAGCAGAGCUUAAACCAGCUGGAGGACAACGGCGAGCGCAUGGUGGAGCUGCGGCACCCCGCGGUGGGGCCCAUUCAGGCCCACCAGGAGGCCCUGAAGAUGGAGUGGCAGAACUUCCUGAACCUGUGCAUCUGCCAGGAGACCCAGCUGCAGCACCUGGAGGACUACAGCCAGGUGCAGCUGCUGCGGGGUGAGUGGUAUAAGCUGAUAGAUAACACUGACCCGCACACCUGGGUCAUGCGAGGCCCUGGUGGGGAGAACAAGUAUGCUCCCACCGCCUGCUUCUGCAUCCCAGUACCAGACCCUGAUGCCGUGGCCAGUGCCUCCCGGCUGGCCUCGGAGCUGCAGGCCCUGAAGCAGAAAUGGGCCACAGUCCAGAGCCGCCUGAAGGCCAGCGCUGCGGAGUCUGUUCGGCCCAGCCAGCAGGCUCCAUCUGGCUCGGCCCUGGCCAACCCACAGGCCCAGAAGCUCCUGACACAGAUGACCCGGCUGGAUGGAGACCUGGGACAGAUAGAGAGGCAGGUGCUGGCCUGGGCGCCGGCCCAGCUGAGCCGCACCACACCCCAGGAGGACCUGGGGGGCCACAUCCACAGCCACGAGGUGGGGGCGGUCACCCAGCUGAAUCAGAGUCAGGCUGACACUGACCCAGAUCCCUGUGACCGGGACUCUCAGCAACGACACAGAGGUGACCUGGGGGAGCAGUCGUCUUGGAAUGGGAGGAGGAAGAGCCCCCAUGUGGAGCACGUGGACACAGGAAGAGGUGCAGGUGCUGGCCUGUGAACCUGGUCUUCACCUGAGGGACGGGCAAGUGGAGGACAGAGAACCAGUAGAUUGUGCAGGGGUCCCAGGACCUGAUUGCUUGUAUCCACCAUUGACACCGAAGACAUUCACAGAUGUUCUGUUGGACCCAGCUGUCAUGAGAUGCCCUGAUGACAGCCCCAAUUUUGGAGCCAUAGGUGAAUGUCACUGUCCCUCUAGGAGGUGUGGACAGUGAAAGUUCCUGUGUCACCACAACCUGGGAAGUGACUCCUGAACCCAGAGGAAAAAAAGAUAUCAUCAGGACAGGAGACAAAACCCUAGAGAAUAUAGACACCUAGUAGUUUCUAAGUAAUUUUUUUAACUAUUAAAAAAAUCAUUGAGCGAAUAAAGAAAAAACAUACAAAUAUCUACCUUCCUAA
This is a messenger RNA of Pongo pygmaeus (Bornean orangutan), 2222 nucleotides long. RefSeq names its product envoplakin-like protein. NCBI's taxonomy places the organism in Eukaryota, Metazoa, Chordata, Mammalia, Primates, Hominidae. Gene Ontology annotation, cellular component: membrane; cytoplasm; intermediate filament. Gene Ontology annotation, biological process: wound healing; intermediate filament cytoskeleton organization. Gene Ontology annotation, molecular function: structural molecule activity; cadherin binding. The record is from RefSeq and is a predicted model, not a curated record.